Molecule: messenger RNA, 4570 nt
Organism: Budorcas taxicolor (takin)
Lineage: Eukaryota; Metazoa; Chordata; Mammalia; Artiodactyla; Bovidae
Gene: EMSY
Product: EMSY transcriptional repressor, BRCA2 interacting
Exons: 22
Coding region: 124-4137 (1337 amino acids)
Biological process (GO): regulation of DNA-templated transcription
Cellular component (GO): nucleoplasm
Source: RefSeq, a predicted model, not a curated record
GAGGCACCGCAAACAAACCCAAUUCCUGGUGUCCCCUAGUCUUGGCGGAGGAGCCUUUUAGAUGAGCUCAGAAAGGCCGGGCAGGGAAGACAAGCUCUUUGGGGCUACCAAAAAGAAGCAGCAAUGCCUGUUGUGUGGCCAACACUUUUGGAUCUCAGCAGGGAUGAAUGCAAAAGGAUUCUUCGAAAAUUGGAAUUGGAGGCAUAUGCUGGAGUUAUCAGUGCACUUCGGGCACAGGGAGAUCUCACCAAGGAAAAGAAAGAUCUUCUUGGAGAACUCUCAAAAGUUCUUAGCAUCUCAACAGAACGCCACCGUGCUGAAGUUCGGAGAGCAGUAAACGAUGAACGGUUAACAACAAUUGCACAUAAAAUGAAUUUAUCCUUAUAUUUGGGUGAAAGACCAAGUUACAGUAUGUCUGGACCUAAUAGCUCCUCAGAAUGGUCCAUUGAAGGUCGUCGAUUGGUACCCCUGAUGCCCCGGCUGGUUCCCCAAACUGCCUUCACUGUAACAGCUAAUGCUGUUGCCAAUGCAGCUGUUCAGCACAAUGCAUCUCUUCCAGUGCCUGCAGAAACAGGAAGCAAGGAAGUAGUGGUUUGCUAUUCCUACACAAGUACCACGUCAACCCCAACCUCUACCCCUGUUCCAAGUGGCAGCAUAGCAACGGUUAAGUCUCCAAGACCUGCCAGUCCUGCCUCCAAUGUAGUUGUCUUGCCAAGUGGAAGUACUGUUUAUGUCAAAAGUGUUAGCUGUUCAGAUGAAGAUGAAAAACCCAGAAAACGAAGGCGAACAAACUCUUCUAGCUCCUCCCCUGUUGUCCUUAAGGAAGUUCCAAAGGCUGUCGUUCCGGUCUCAAAGACGAUCACUGUGCCUGUGAGUGGCAGUCCUAAGAUGAGCAACAUCAUGCAGAGCAUUGCCAACUCCUUACCACCCCACAUGUCUCCUGUGAAAAUAACCUUCACCAAACCAUCAACACAGACAACAAACUCAACAACACAGAAGGUUAUUAUAGUGACCACAUCACCAAGUUCAACCUUCGUGCCCAACAUUCUCUCCAAAUCCCAUAACUAUGCAGCAGUCACUAAGCUUGUACCAACAUCAGUCAUUGCUUCCACAACUCAGAAGCCACCAGUGGUUAUAACUGCUUCACAGUCCUCUCUGGUCAGUAGUAGCAGCAGUGGCAGCAGCAGUUCUACACCAUCACCUAUUCCUAAUACAGUUGCAGUAACAGCUGUGGUUUCUUCCACACCAUCUGUGGUCAUGUCAACAGUAGCACAAGGUGUAUCUACGUCAGCAAUCAAAAUGGCAUCAACCAGACUUCCUUCUCCCAAAAGCUUAGUGGGUGCCCCAACUCAGAUUCUUGCACAGUUUCCUAAACAGCAUCAGCAGUCUCCUAAGCAGCAGUUACAUCAAGUGCAGCAACAGACACAGCAACAGGUGGCCCAGCCUUCUCCAGUAUCUCAUCAGCAACAGCCUCAGCAGUCUCCUUUGCCACCUGGUAUCAAGCCUACCAUUCAAAUCAAACAGGAGUCAGGUGUUAAAAUCAUCACACAACAAGUUCAACCAAGUAAAAUCUUACCCAAACCAGUGACAGCAACUCUGCCUACCAGUAGCAAUUCCCCUAUUAUGGUGGUUAGCAGUAAUGGUGCAAUUAUGACAACUAAACUGGUAACCACUCCUACUGGCACACAGGCAACCUAUACUCGGCCAACAGUGAGCCCAUCUAUAGGUCGGAUGGCUGCAACCCCUGGAGCUGCAACCUACGUGAAAACUACCAGUGGUAGCAUUAUUACAGUAGUACCCAAAUCAUUAGCUACCUUGGGGGGCAAGAUAAUUAGCAGUAAUAUAGUUUCUGGAACGACUACCAAAAUCACUACAAUCCCCAUGACUUCCAAGCCCAAUGUGAUUGUUGUGCAAAAGACUACAGGAAAAGGAACGACCAUUCAAGGCCUCCCCGGCAAAAACGUUGUCACAACGUUGCUAAAUGCUGGAGGAGAAAAGACUAUUCAGACGGUGCCAACAGGAGCAAAGCCAGCUAUUAUCACUGCUACAAGACCCAUCACCAAAAUGAUUGUAACUCAGCCAAAAGGUAUAGGUUCCACAGUUCAACCAGCAGCUAAAAUCAUCCCAACAAAAAUUGUUUAUGGGCAGCAAGGGAAAACACAGGUUCUUAUUAAACCCAAACCAGUGACAUUUCAGGCCACAGUUGUUAGUGAACAAACGAGGCAACUGGUCACAGAAACAUUACAACAAGCAUCCAGGGUGGCAGAGGCUGGUAAUUCAUCUAUUCAAGAAGGAAAGGAAGAACCACAGAGUUAUACAGAUAGUAGUUCCUCUUCUACAGAGUCCUCCCAGAGUUCCCAAGAUUCCCAGCCUGUAGUUCAUGUAAUUGCUUCCCGGCGUCAGGAUUGGUCAGAACAUGAGAUUGCAAUGGAGACUAGCCCCACCAUAAUUUAUCAGGAUGUAUCCAGUGAAUCACAAUCAGCUACUUCAACAAUCAAAGCUCUCUUAGAACUCCAACAGACAACAGUGAAGGAAAAAUUGGAAUCUAAACCAAGACAACCCACUAUUGACCUGAGUCAAAUGGCAGUGCCUAUUCAGAUGACCCAGGAAAAGAGACAUUCUCCUGAAAGUCCAUCAAUUGCGGUGGUAGAGUCAGAACUAGUUGCUGAAUACAUCACUACUGAACGCACUGAUGAGGGGACAGAGGUUGCUUUUCCCCUUCUAGUCAGCCACCGCUCCCAGCCCCAACAGCCCUCCCAGCCUCAGCGGACCCUCCUCCAGCAUGUGGCUCAGUCACAGACUGCAACACAGACAUCCGUGGUGGUGAAGUCCAUCCCAGCUUCUUCCCCUGGAGCAAUCACCCACAUAAUGCAGCAGGCAUUAAGCAGUCACACUGCUUUUACCAAACACAGCGAGGAACUUGGAACUGAGGAGGGCGAGGUUGAAGAGAUGGACACUUUAGACCCUCAGACAGGCCUGUUUUAUCGAUCUGCCCUGACUCAGUCACAGUCAGCUAAGCCGCAGAAACUUAGCCAGCCACAGCUGGAACAGACUCAGCUGCAAGUGAAAACUCUGCAGUGCUUCCAGACUAAACAGAAGCAGACCAUCCACGUGCAGGCAGACCAGCUCCAGCACAAACUCCCGCAAAUGCCCCAGCUUUCCAUCAGGCAUCAAAAACUCACCCCUCUCCAGCAAGAACAAGCACAGCCCAAGCCAGAUGUACAGCACACACAGCAUCCCAUGGUGGCCAAAGACAGGCAGCUUCCUACCUUAAUGGCACAGCCCCCACAGACUGUAGUACAGGUGCUUGCCGUGAAAACCACGCAGCAGCUCCCUAAACUGCAGCAGGCUCCGAACCAACCAAAAAUCUACGUGCAGCCCCAAACCCCCCAGAGCCAAAUGCCGCUCCCAGCCUCUUCAGAGAAACAGCCGGCAAGCCAGGUGGAGCAGCCAAUUAUAACCCAAGGAUCCUCUGUUACAAAGAUAACUUUUGAGGGGCGCCAGCCUCCCACAGUUACAAAGAUAACUGGUGGCAGUUCUGUGCCUAAGUUGACAUCACCAGUUACAAGCAUAUCUCCCAUUCAGGCCUCUGAGAAGACAGCAGUGUCAGACAUUUUGAAAAUGUCUUUGAUGGAAGCUCAGAUUGAUACAAAUGUAGAGCAUUUGGUAGUGGAUCCCCCAAAGAAGGCUCUUGCCACUAGUGUGCUCACUGGUGAAGCAGGAUCAUUACCCUCCACCCAUGUGGUGGUGGCAGGGAUGGCGAAUUCCACUCCCCAGCAACAGAAAUGUAGAGAGUCCUGUUCAAGUCCAUCUGCUGUUGGCCCUCCCCUAACGACAAGGAAAAUCGAUGCACCAGGAGUGCCUGCGACAGGCCAGUUCAUGCGUAUUCAGAAUGUAGGCCAAAAGAAAGCUGAAGAGAGCCCAGCAGAAAUUAUCAUCCAGGCCAUUCCCCAGUAUGCUAUUCCUUGCCACUCCAGCUCCAACGUGGUCGUAGAGCCCAGCGGGCUCCUUGAACUGAACAAUUUCACCAGUCAGCAGUUGGAUGAUGAUGAGACGGCCAUGGAGCAGGACAUAGACAGUAGCACAGAGGAUGGAACUGAACCCAGCCCCUCUCAGAGUUCUGCUGAGCGAUCCUAGUGUUUGGACACAGGAGUGCACUUUAAAACCUACUUGGUUACCAAGUGUCCAGGGAAGCCCUUGUAUUUUGAUGUCUAAAGAGAGCACUUUGCCCAUGCUUAGACUGUGGACCCUGAAACAGCAGUGUUUCAACAAGAAUUGCUGCAGGAGUAGCAUUUUAAAACAAGAUAAAACUCACAGGGGAAUGUACUUUUUUUUAGAAAAAGAAAAAAGAUGCACAUCUACGGUGACAUAAGACCUGAUAUUCUUUCUCUGUUGGACCAUGGCUAAUGGAAAAGUUUGUCUUGCAGUGGAAAGAGUCUUUUCCUGUGAAUGUUCCUCAACUGGUUUCUACUGAGCAAACACCAUCAAAAAAGGAGAAUGUGAAUAGUUUGUAUUUUGAAACAGUGUGUCAGGAACAGUGGUUUUUUUUUAAAAUCUUGUAUGUUUUUGC